CCGAGCCUUUCAACUUGGAACUUCCAUUUCACUUACACAUUUUAUAAACUUCCAACAUCGCAUUUGAUACCAUUUCUUUUGCAUAAAUCCUCUCCAACUACUAGAUCUUCUUCACUGAUAAUUACCCGCGAGAUCGUUUUAUAGAAGGGACAGAAUGGCGUCAAAAGAUGAGCAGCCUGUUGAGGACAAGGACGCACUUGAUGCGCUUGAGGCGGAAUCUAAGGAGUUCGACAAGGACGCCGAGAUAGACCGGAUUCUAAGAGCUUUCCGUUUAGAUGCCUACGCAGUUCUCGAUCUGAACCCCGGUGUACCGGAAUCCGACAUCAAGCUAGCCUACCGCAAGAAGUCGCUACUUAUCCACCCGGACAAGACGAAGAACCCGCAGGCGCCGGAAGCCUUCGACCGAUUGAAGAAGGCGCAGACCGAGCUGAUGGACGAGAAGCACCGGGAGCGGCUGGACGAGGCCAUCGCGGACGCGCGCAUGCUGCUGAUCCGCGAGAACAAGUGGACCGUCGACAGCCCGGAGCUCAAGACGGAGGAGUUCGCCAAGAAGUGGCGCGAGAAGACGCGCGAGGUGCUCAUCGACAACGAGCUGCGGCGGAAGCGCCAGCUGAAGGCGCAGAUGCAGGAGGAGGGCCGCGAGCAGCGCAAGGUCGACCAGGAGCUCGAGGAGCGCAAGCGUAAGAGGCAGCACGAGCAGGACUGGGAGAGCACCCGAGACCAGCGUAUCGACAGCUGGCGCCAGUUCCAAAAGUCCAAGUCCGGCGACGACAAGAAGAAGAAAAAGAAGCUGAAGCCCAUUGGUUAAGUCAAGUCGUUGGGAACAUGUCUAGGAUGACGGGGAAAUAUACUGCGGCUGAAUUUAUACUUGCUUACACAGGAAUCGAACGCUCGUCGA
Molecule: messenger RNA, 898 nt
Organism: Daldinia caldariorum
Lineage: Eukaryota; Fungi; Ascomycota; Sordariomycetes; Xylariales; Hypoxylaceae
Product: DnaJ-domain-containing protein
Exons: 3
Coding region: 155-808 (217 amino acids)
Source: RefSeq, a predicted model, not a curated record